Jaculus jaculus (lesser Egyptian jerboa) is the source of this 2220-nucleotide messenger RNA. It is a transcript of the gene Mppe1, whose product is annotated as metallophosphoesterase 1. Gene Ontology annotation, cellular component: endoplasmic reticulum-Golgi intermediate compartment. Bases 331 to 1575 code for a protein of 414 amino acids. NCBI's taxonomy places the organism in Eukaryota, Metazoa, Chordata, Mammalia, Rodentia, Dipodidae. Gene Ontology annotation, molecular function: phosphoric diester hydrolase activity. The transcript is spliced from 11 exons. Gene Ontology annotation, biological process: endoplasmic reticulum to Golgi vesicle-mediated transport; GPI anchor biosynthetic process. The record is from RefSeq and is a predicted model, not a curated record.
GCCGGUGGCGGGACCGGGAGGGACGUGAUGGGGGACCUUGGCUUCCCUCCGCGUUGAAGGGUGCGGGAGCACCCCGGAAAAGCGCGAUUUGUAUAAGGGCUCUUGGGCCGCGUUGCAGCUUUAAAGCGUCAAGGUUACAUGUGGAUAGUUCACUCAAAUAAAGAUGACUCAGCAACAGAGGAGUGAGCUCUGAUUUUGGGAAGCUGAUGCCUACUUGGAGCCUUGAUACCAGACUCAGUCUAUGGGAGCAUCCUUUAAAGGCACAGGACUCAGACACAGACCCAUUCCCACCCUCCUCAGGGUUCCACGUUUUCUCGUGCUGGGUUCUAGAUGGACUGGACUCUUCUGUUGACAACUACAGGAGCAAUGGCUCUAGUCAGAUGGGGCCUGAGAAGACAUACUUUACAUCCGUUGAAGAGGAAGAGUUCGUUGCUGUUGAAACUUACAGUUGUUGUCUUUUCUGUGCUUCUGUUUUGUGAAUAUUUAAUCUAUUACUUAGUGAUUUUUCGGUGCCACUGGCCUGAGGUUAAGAUGCCAGCCCAUGGCCAUCAAAAGGAGCCUGUACUGAAAGCCAUGUUUUUGGCUGACACCCACUUGCUUGGGGAGAUACAAGGUCACUGGCUGGACAAAUUACGGAGGGAGUGGCAAAUGGAACGAGCCUUUCAAACAGCUCUGUGGUCGCUGCAGCCGGAAGUCGUCUUCAUUCUGGGGGACAUCUUUGAUGAAGGGAAGUGGAGCUCUGCCCAGGCGUGGGCAGAUGAUGUGCAGCGCUUUCAGAGGAUGUUCAGACACCCCAGCCAUGUGCAGCUGAAGGUGAUCGUUGGUAACCAUGACAUCGGCUUCCACUAUCAGAUGAGCAAAUACAGAGUGAAACGAUUUGAGAAAGUGUUCGACUCUAAAAUGCUGUUUUCUUUGAAAGGAGUUAACUUUGUGAUGGUCAACAGUGUCGCCAUGGAAGGGGACGGUUGUAACAUCUGCUCAGAAGCCGAAGCCGGCCUCAUGGAGAUUUCACGUCGACUGAAUUGCUCCCGAGAGGUGCCGGGCUCCAGCCAGUGUGGAGGUGGGCAGCGGCUCCCCGCAUCCGCCCCAGUGUUGCUGCAGCACUACCCACUGUAUAGGACCAGUGAUGCCAACUGCUCAGGGGACGAUGCAGCCCCUCUGGAGGAAAGGACUAUCCCGUUCAAGGAGAGAUACGACGUGCUUUCUCGGGAGGCCUCCCUAAAGCUGCUGUGGUGGCUGCGGCCCCGCCUGGUCCUGAGCGGUCACACGCACAGCGCCUGCGAGGUGCUCCACGCGGGAAGGACCCCCGAGCUCAGCGUGCCGUCCUUCAGUUGGAGGAACAGAAACAACCCCAGCUUCAUCAUGGGCAGCCUGACGUCCAGAGAUUAUGCCCUGUCUAAGUGCUACCUCCCUUGUGAGGACACCGUACUGGCCACAUACUGCGGGGCAGCCGGGCUCCUCAUGGUCCUCACCUUAGCGCACUUUGAGCGUCUGGUCUCCCCUUUCCUUGGAACCUGUUCAGAACGUGCAGGACGAGCUGACGAACAGGCAGCUGCUGCACACGGUGGUAAAUAGCAAAGCCAAAGACGGGCCUCCCGGCAGUCGGUCACGUGAAGGAGGACAGAUGUCUGUCUUUACAUCACAAAGAUUCUAGACGGUCAGUGUCAGUAAGGGCAGGAUAAAUAGUUGACUGUACUGUUCUCAUGCUAUAAAAAUGGAACGUGUACUCUACAACAAAUCUGCUUUCCUUUUUUAUCAAAUGUAUGUAUAAUUAAAGGUUGCGUCUGUACAGUACGUAAAUGCUGUGGACACCGUCACUUGCAUGCACAACACACGGCCCUUGCUUCCCGGGAGGGACCUGGGAGCCCCCUGGUGUACACGUGAGGCUAUGUGUGCACACAAAACUUGGGUUUGCUCUGUCCUUUUAUGAAGUGGCUCUAAAAUUCCUUUGUAUUAUGAAGCUGUACAUGUAGAAAAAAGUAUAGACUCAGUUUUCAGGAACAUCACCUUUUUUUUUCCUUUAAAUAGACUUUUGUGUUUCUGUGCUAAUGGAAUCAGAUCUUUAGAUAAGUGACUUUUCUCUCCAGGAGACCCCAUUGUAACAUCUGAAUUUAGUGCCUGUUAAUGACUAAAACUGAAAAAAAAAAUGGAUAGGGCUUUUUGUCUUUAAAAAUAAAUGGUGUAAUGAUUUUAGUGAGAUAAAGCAUAUUUUUUCCUUAA